AAAUGCUUCACUAAUGAUAGUUCUACCUGAUGUAAAUUCUGUUUAACUGAAUCUCAAUUUCUCUUCACGCUGUGUUAAUGUCUGAUCAAGAUUUUAAGUGUGUGAAGACUAUUGUGUGGGGAAGUGAAAAUGCUCCCGAGAACUGUCUAAAACAAUGGGAGGAGCCAUUUAUUUUCAGUGAAUUGGAAAACAGUGCUCUAGUUCAGCACCAUGGUGGACCAUGUGCUGUUUUAGCACCCAUACAAGCGCAACUUAUACAAACGUUAUUAUUGAAAAAUAACAAUUUCUCGAGAACUAUUAAUUCAGCAGCAGAUUUGCAAGCACUUAUGAGCUCAGGUACAACAAACGUAUCCUUGAAAUCAUGUCUCAUUUCUGUUUUGCAUCAAGUGUUGUCGCGUUGCACAUCAUCCGGGCCUUUGAAGAUUGUUAAUUUCAGUGAAGAAAACUUGUCAGUAGUAACAAUAAACAGCGCUGAGAAACUUGAUGAUGCUGAAACAUCAUUCGAUGUCUUUUUUCAACCCGGAGGGGUUUUAAACUUCGUCUAUUCGAUCAUUUUAACCAGGGAAGCAGAAAAUAUCAAGGCUGAUUUAGGACUGCAGAGUGAUCCCUUAAUUGAAUCAGUCCAUGGGCAUGGUUCGGUUGCUCUUACCAAUUUAUGCCUGAUAGGUAAAGCUGUUCCGAAUAUGUUUGAUGACAACAAAGAUUUAGGUGGUCUUGUGCUGAACGGAAUUUCUGAGACACCAGACAUCGGCUACUUAUCUUUGAUGGAGCACUUCAGAUAUAUUGAAGUCGGUCACCGGAUGAAAAAUCCCAAGUACCCAAUAUGGUUACUCUCAUCUGAGACACACUUGACUGUUUUAUGUUCCACUGAAAGAAACUUAUGUUCGGCUGGCGAAGAGCUGACGGUGAAACAGGCUUUCGCAAAAUUGGACUCAUCUGGUAAUGGUUUUAUACAAGAGGGGGAUCUUUCCAGACUCUUAAAAGAUCUCCAGUUGCCAGAUGACGGCAGUUCACUGGCGGCCGCUAAAAGUGAGUUAGAUAGCGAAGAUUUAGGAAUCAUAACACUUGGAGCUAUAAUGCUCAAGUAUUUUCCUCAUUUAUUACAAGCAAAUGAUUUCGAAGUCAUAACAGACGUCCCAUUUAUGCAAUACAAUGGAUUAAAUUUUAAAACUGAGAGCAAUACUGUAAAUAUAUCGCCCUCCAAAUCAGACGCAACCUCCAUCACGCCGUCUUACAGCUACGGUGUUGGUGUAAUAGGCUUGGGAUCACAGACUGCAGCUGAUUCCACUAAACUGGAACUCAUUUUAGCCACCAAGUGGCCAGCUAUUCAGAUAAACUGGAGUGUCGGUUCAAAGCCUUCGGUUGAUUGGAUAUGAAAUUAUGUUAAUGAAUUGAUUUUUUGGCUGAA
Molecule: messenger RNA, 1408 nt
Organism: Symsagittifera roscoffensis
Lineage: Eukaryota; Metazoa; Xenacoelomorpha; Acoela; Convolutidae
Product: ubiquitin carboxyl-terminal hydrolase MINDY-3-like
Exons: 1
Coding region: 78-1376 (432 amino acids)
Biological process (GO): protein K48-linked deubiquitination
Molecular function (GO): K48-linked deubiquitinase activity; calcium ion binding; cysteine-type deubiquitinase activity
Source: RefSeq, a predicted model, not a curated record